Molecule: messenger RNA, 521 nt
Organism: Aegilops tauschii subsp. strangulata
Lineage: Eukaryota; Viridiplantae; Streptophyta; Magnoliopsida; Poales; Poaceae
Source: RefSeq, a predicted model, not a curated record
UCAAUUUUCACACACGUUUAAUACCAAACUUUGUUGUUAAACAUUGUUAAUACCAAAUGGAUUUUUUAAUUGCUCAACACUUGCUAGCUACUCCAUUAUAGGGGUACAAAUGAACUAUUGAUUGUUCAUGGCAGGAGUACUGGAGCUCACCAACUGCAUCUUGACCGGGAUCGAUGCCCUCUUCCUCUUCCAUGUUCAUAUCAUCUUGGAUUGCUGCCUGUUCUGAAGUUGGUGCAAUGGAGCUUGGAGCUCCACCUGCUGGACCUGGAGCCUGUUCAGGACCUGAAGUCAGCGGCGAUCUGCAGUACCUGGAGGUGGAGCUGGCGAGGCCUUGGGAGGGUGGCGGCAAUCUGCAGCAGGGCGCUGGCCUUGGGAUGACGAGGUGGGGGAUCUGCUGGCCCAGGACGAUGAGGGGGAUCUGCUGGCCCAGGAAGAUGGGGAGGAUGGAAGGGGAUCUGUUGGGCGAGAUGGGAGGCGAUGGAGGUGGAGGUGGAGGAUCUGGAGCAACUUCAGCAACAUAA